This is a messenger RNA of Ahaetulla prasina, 3219 nucleotides long. It is a transcript of the gene TDG, whose product is annotated as thymine DNA glycosylase. Gene Ontology annotation, biological process: base-excision repair, AP site formation. The record is from RefSeq and is a predicted model, not a curated record. The coding region runs from base 112 to 1329 and encodes 405 amino acids. Gene Ontology annotation, molecular function: mismatch base pair DNA N-glycosylase activity. Gene Ontology annotation, cellular component: nucleus. Lineage: Eukaryota; Metazoa; Chordata; Lepidosauria; Squamata; Colubridae. The transcript is spliced from 10 exons.
GGGGGGCUCGGCUGGGUUCGGCGCUUCUUUCCCGGCCUUCCCCUGACAGAGGCUAGUCGGCCGGCAGAGCGGACCGGCGGGGUGGUGGUGGGGUUACACCAGAGCUCGGAGAUGGAAACUGAGGAGCCCGGGACCAGAUACUACACUCCUCUUCAACCAGCCUUUUAUCCCUUUUCCUACAACCAAAUGAUGGCUGCAGCUCCUAAUCUGGAAGUGAUGAAUGAGCAUGAAGGUCUUCAGGAAGACUUGGAACCAAACAUUGCUCAGGAACCUAUUCAAGCAACUGUUAAAGGAAGGAAAAGAAGAAAUAAAUCGACUGAACCCAAAAAAUCUGCUGCUAAACCUAAACCUAAACCUAAACCUGUAAAAUCCAAAGGAAAACAGGAAAAAAUCACAGAUAGUUUCAAAGUCAAAAGAAAAGUUGAUCGCUUUAAUGGUGUUUCGGAAGCUGAAUUGUUGACCAAAACUCUUCCCGAUAUAUUGACCUUCAAUUUGGACAUUGUAAUUAUUGGUAUAAACCCAGGUUUAAUGGCAGCCUACAAAGGUCAUCAUUAUCCAGGACCUGGAAACCAUUUCUGGAAAUGUCUUUUUAUGUCUGGGCUAAGCAGCGAACAAUUGAAUCAUAUGGAUGAUCAUACUUUGCCACAUAAAUAUGGUAUUGGAUUUACAAAUAUGGUGGAAAGGACAACACCAGGUAGCAAAGACCUCUCCAGCAAAGAAUUUCGGGAAGGAGGACGUAUUCUAGUGCAGAAAUUGCAGAAAUAUCAACCUAAAAUAGCUGUUUUUAAUGGAAAAUGUAUUUAUGACAUUUUUAGUAAAGAGGUUUUUGGAGUGAAGGUUAAAAAAUUAGAAUUUGGACUACAGCCACAUAAGGUUCCAGAUACAGAAACACUUUGCUAUGUGAUGCCAUCAUCCAGUGCAAGAUGUGCUCAGUUUCCUCGUGCACAGGAUAAAGUUCAUUAUUACAUAAAGCUAAAAGACUUAAGGGAUCAAUUGAAGGGGGUUGCAUCAUCUGCUGAAGUCCAGGAAGUACAGUAUACAUUUGAUUUGCAGCUUGCACAAGAGGAAGCUAAGAAGAUGGCUGUUAAAGAAGAAAAAUAUGAUCCAGGAUAUGAAGCAGCCUAUGGAGGAGCUUAUGGUGAGAGAACAACCUCUGAGAAUGAACAGUAUAUCUUCCCCACAAAUGGAACAGCAACCAACAUGGAGUACAGCAGUGGUUCUUCCGUUAGUGAUGUGCCUAAUGGACAGUGGAUGAUGCAAACUUUCACAGAUCAGAUUCCUGAAUUUAGCCUCUCAAGAGCACAAGAAGAAGGAAGAGUCAGUACUUAGAAUCAACUCUAUAUUCCACGGUCAUUGUUUUAAUGCAGUGGUCAAGAAUGGUACCUCAGUUCCCCAACUGAAGCAUUUGAAUAGCAUUGUACCUCUUAGUUUUUCUUAGGAUGAGUCAUUUUUGGUAGAUGAAUUAGAUUAAUUUAAAGAAGUGUCCUUUGUUAGAGAAAAUAAUUCUCUCCCCAUUCUUUCUUUUUUUGGUACAAAGUUUUAUGGCUAAAUUUAUUCCAUUUUUGCAGUUUUAGCCAAGUGAUUUCUUGUUUGUGAUGUCCAAUGUCUUGUUUUAAAUCCAUAUUUUGUAAGAUACUCUGUGAAGUUAUGUUUUUAAGAUAUCCCUUCCUGGGUGUUGGGAUAUACCCUAUGUGUGCUCAUUUAUAUGAAUUAAAGGGCGGAAAUGUUGAUUUAACAGUUACCAAACAGUACCAUAACAAGAUAGUAGAAAUGCAAGCCUACUCAUUAAGAGAACUCAGACAACUCCAGGUUAGUUUACCUCUUUCCCCAAAAAUGACUAGAUUCCUAAUUCUCUCUGGGUCUUGUCACUGGUAAUCAAAUGUGAAAACUGCCUUUUGAAAAAUGUGGGGCUGAGCCACAUUUACCCUAUUUGAAAUAUUUUUCAGGGACCCAAGUCUGUAUUUUUUAUUUCUGUUUACCAUUAUUGCAAUUGCAGUUCGUCUUUUCCUUCCUCCUACCACUUUGCUUUUAAUUCAUUCCCAAAUUAUUUUAGCUAUCAGUUACUACUGGAUAUGGUGCUCUCUGUAGGCAUAUGUUGCAAAAAUUUCAGUUGGCACUGCUGGUAUCAACAAAUGGUUCACUUUGAGUAAAACAAUGCUUUUCUAUGCAGUUGAUAUAACUACUUUUGUAUUUAUCGCUCUAAGUUAGGCUUGGAGAAGGAAAGAUAGAUGUGAGAACAGGAGUUGCACUAUUUUUUCUGUGUCACUCCACUGUUCUGCUUGUAGAGGAUAUGCACUCUGUUAGAAUAUUCUGCCUGCUGUGCUAAAUUUGCAGUGCAACAGAUUGUGACUAUUAUCUUUUUAAAAACACCGUAGUUCCUACUGAGAAUGUUUGUGCUAUCUAUGCCUUCUUUUCUCCUCCAGCCUGCUUUUUCCUUGAGGGGUAGAGAUAAAAGCAAUAAAAGAAGUAAACAGAGUUUUUCAGAAUCUAUUGAUUAGGUGCUUUAGAUACUUGAAUUAUGUACCAGAACUCUAUUUCAAUGUGUAUAUAAUUUAGAUUAUCUAACUACUUCACAAAUAGCUGGAAAUGUUUAAAAUGUUUUAUUGGCGUUAGGAAGUAGGGUUGUAUGGAUCAAUUGAAUUUAAAGUCAAACCAUAGCUUGCAGUCACUUUGGAAGUUUUCCAGAGUGUUUUGAUUUCUUGCUCAUUAAAAGAUGAGUGUAUUUAUGACCUGCCACAAAAUAAUGUACAUUAGUCCUCCAAGCCAAUUCUUUUUAAUAUUAAGAUGUGUAUCUAGUUCUCAUCAUGUUGGUUAGUCUGUGGAAACUCCAUUGUCAAUAAUGUAGUAAAUUCAUUUGUAGCACAAUCUUAUCCAUGUUUAUUCAAAUUGAGCUCCACGGUAUUCAACAAGGUUUACUUCCUAGUAAGUGUGCUUAAGAUUACACACUUAUGUGUCACUGUUUACAUGGAUACUUUUUUGCAAGUGCUUGAAGUGCCUUGCAUCAGGGAUCUGGAACAUUUUUUUAAACAGAAUUGUCUUGCUGCAGAUCAUGCAUAGCUCACUAUUAUGAUGUGAAAAAGGAAUAACUUGUUUUGAAAGAAACAUCCAGUUAAUGAGAUAUGAAUGCACAUCAGUUCUAGAAUAUGGUGCUUUAAAAUGUAUUUAAUAUGUCUGAUCUGCCUUUUUUUUUUUUUUUUUGCAAAAAAAUUUCUUAUAAUA